This is a messenger RNA of Dama dama (fallow deer), 1457 nucleotides long. It is a transcript of the gene NMI, whose product is annotated as N-myc and STAT interactor. The transcript has 8 exons. The record is from RefSeq and is a predicted model, not a curated record. Bases 308 to 1237 code for a protein of 309 amino acids. NCBI's taxonomy places the organism in Eukaryota, Metazoa, Chordata, Mammalia, Artiodactyla, Cervidae. Gene Ontology annotation, cellular component: cytoplasm.
AUAACUUGUUAGUGAAUAAUCAUUCGAGAACCGGGUUUGGUAUUCGACCAGUGACUAGACUGAAAGAAAAUCAUCAUUUGGUCGUUUUCUUCUUCUUUUCUUCUUUCUUUCUUUUUUUUUUUUUAAAGGAAGCAAACUGUUCUAUUUUCUUAAAGGAAGCAAAUGGGCGAGCCAUUUGGAAAAGGCUGAAGGCGCUUCCGGACAAGGGAGCCCCAGCCAGGCCCCGAGGGUUCCAGCGACUACCCGCGCCGCCGGCGAGGUUUCCGGGAACCUGGGCGCGGCGCUCGGCCAGGCGAGGCGGGGAGUCAUGGCAGCUGAUGAAGAUAACAAAGAACAAGUUCUUAAGGAAUGUGAGCAAACUGAAGAAGUUAUGAAAGAUAUACAAAACCAGAAAUUAAUUAGUGAAAUUACAAAGAAAAAUAUUCAGUUAAAGGAGGAGAUCCGAAAACUUGAAGCUGAGUUACAGGAGACCACCAGGACCUCCCAGAUUAAUGAGGAUAUUCCUGAAACAAAGAUAAAGUUCACAUCCGUGGAGAAUCCUGAGAGUGACAGCGAGUUUUCAAAUAUCUCCUAUUCAUGUCAAGUGAGCUCAAAAGUCCCUUAUGAGCUGCAAAAAGGACAAGCACUUAUUACCUUUGAAAAAGAAGAAGUUGCCCAAAAUGUGAUCAGAAUGGAACGCCAUCAUGUGCAGGUACAGAGUGAAAAUGUGACACUGAUGGCCAACCCAGUUCCAUUAAAUUCAGGAGUCAAAUUCCAGGUUCACGUAGCAGUGUCUAAUAUGAAAAUCAACGUUACUGAAAUUCCUGAUGAACUGCCAGAAAGUCAGAUGAGAGACAAGCUAGAAUUGAGUUUCUCUAAGUCUCGCAACGGAGGCGGAGAAGUGGAGUACGUGGAGUAUGACAAGCAGACUCGGAGCGCCCUCAUCACCUUUGUGGAAAGUGGAGUUGCUGACAGGAUUUUGAAAAUGAAAGACUAUCCUCUUUAUAUAAAUCAAAACUGCCAUAGAGUUACAGUUUCUCCAUAUACAGAAACACACUUGAAAAAGUUUCAGGUAUUUUCAGGAGUGUCUAAGAGGACAGUGCUUCUGACUGGACUGAAAGACCUUCAGACGACAGAUGAAGAAGUUGUAGAGGAUUUCAUUAGCAUUCACUUUCAGCGGGAGAAGAAUGGAGGUGGAGAAGUCGAGGUGGUCAAAUGUUCCCUCGGGCAACCUCACACAGCAUACUUUGAAGAAUAGACUGAUGGAAUCUAUGAAAAGUAGAGCUCCUGAACCCAACUUCCUGUCAGUGCUUGACAAAAAUAAAAGUCCCUUUCCUUAAAAAAAAAACAAAAAAUGUAAUUCUUCAGCGUCCAUUCAUUCUUAGAUACAAAAUAUAUUUCUGUGUUUUUAAAUUCUUUGUUUCCAACUGUGCUGCAUGUUUACAAAUGCAGUAACUGUAUUAAAACAGUUUUGUUCA